UUCCUGCACAUGAAACAUCUGAAGCGCAAGCGGAAAAGCAACUACAGCGCGAAGGAGACGCAGGCCCUCAUCCGCGAGAUACACAAGCGCCGGCACAUCCUCUUCUCCAAGCAGCAGAACACCGCCAUCAAGGAGUUGAAGCGCAGGGCUUGGGAGGAGGUGGCGAACUGCGUCAACGCUCUGGGCGAGGGCGACCUGCGCACUGCUGUCGAGGUCAAGAGGCGGUACCUGGACUGGAGGGUGCUGAUGAAGAGGAAGCAAGUCAGAGCGGAGCUGUCCGGUCUCAAGGACGAGAACGAUCCGUCCUUGAGCGAGGAUAAUGUUCUGUGCAGGGCAGACCUGCCACCAGACCUUGGUGGCUUCCCCAAGGACCAGGACUGUGAUUGGCAGAACUUCUCUGAUAUGGAAAGGGCCAACAGCCCCCCAGCAGUCCAGGGCGACGGCGGAGAAGAAGAAGAUGAUGAAGAAGAAGAAGAAGAAGAAGAAGAGCGUGAAGAAGAGAACGAGGAGGACCAUUUCCCGCUCACGUUGCCGGACGUGGACCGGGAGGGAUGCGUGCCGGACACAUUCUCCCGCGUCGACGAGUUCGGUCUGCGCACCGGCGCCAAGGCGGAGCGGGACCUGGAGGCAGAGCUGCCGCCGGACGGGGCGGGCGUAGCGGGGCUGGUCUUGGGGAUGGGCGGCGUGGGGAGCCUGGACCUGCUGGUCGCCGUGGCCCGGCAGAGGCUGGAGCUGGAGCGGCGUCGCCUGCAGGUGGAGACGGAGCGGCUGCGGGUGGAGAAACGGCGCCUCCUGGUGGAGCGGGAGAAGCUGCGGCAGGCGGAGGUGGAGCGGGAGCGCCUGCAGGUGGAGCGGGACCGUCUGCGGGUGGAGAAGGAGCGGCUGGUGGGCCAGGUGGGGCGGGGCGCGCCCGCGCCCGCGGAGGACUGCGAGCGGGAGCGGAAGGCGUGGCAGGUCGCCGCGCCGCCGGCCCAGACUCAGCCCGCCGCCAGCCUGGCGUCCGAGCGGCUGCAGCUGGAGACGGAGCGGAUGCAGCUGGAGAAGGAGACGCUCACGUUCUUCAAGCUGGAGUCCGGCCGCCUGCAGAUUGAGAAGGAGCGCUUCCGGGUGGAGAAGGAGCGCAUGCGGCUGCAGAAAGACGGACAGCAGCUGGCCCUCCAGGGGCAAUAG
Molecule: messenger RNA, 1170 nt
Organism: Osmerus eperlanus (European smelt)
Lineage: Eukaryota; Metazoa; Chordata; Actinopteri; Osmeriformes; Osmeridae
Product: myb/SANT-like DNA-binding domain-containing protein 4
Exons: 2
Coding region: 10-1170 (386 amino acids)
Source: RefSeq, a predicted model, not a curated record